Messenger RNA from Blepharisma stoltei, 303 nucleotides. The record is from the annotation of a GenBank genome assembly. NCBI's taxonomy places the organism in Eukaryota, Ciliophora, Heterotrichea, Heterotrichida, Blepharismidae.
AUGGGCUGUGUUCACCACAAAAUGAGAAUUCAAAUCACCCAAGGCGACGAUAAGCAUAUGCCUUCAAAAAGAAUUCCUUCAGUUUCUCCUAAACUAGUAGUAUCCAGUGAGCGAAAAUGGAGUCUAUUUGCAAUAAGCGAAGCUUCAUCAUGCCUUGAAGAAUCCAGGGUAAGAAGAUUUAGCAAGCUAUCAAGAAAAAAUGAUUGCAAGCAGCCAACAGCGGAUUCUAGAAGACUCAGCUUAUUAAGUAUAGAUGAGUCUUGAAAUCUUUCUUCAACAUACAGACCUGAAUGUGACUGCUAG